This is a messenger RNA of Hordeum vulgare subsp. vulgare (domesticated barley), 1477 nucleotides long. RefSeq names its product protein ENHANCED DISEASE RESISTANCE 2-like. The record is from RefSeq and is a predicted model, not a curated record. The coding region runs from base 182 to 1156 and encodes 324 amino acids. The transcript is spliced from 2 exons. NCBI's taxonomy places the organism in Eukaryota, Viridiplantae, Streptophyta, Magnoliopsida, Poales, Poaceae.
ACGACGGAAUCCCACAUGGAUCGAUCCAUCCAUCCAUCCCCACUGUUUUAUAGGCGCAGCUGCUGCCCUCCCAACCGAUAGCCAAAGUCCAACGCCUCCCACAAUUCGCGCAAAGGCACCCAGGGCCAGAAGGACCACCCCUGCCCCCCUACCCGCCCCACCCCCACCCCGGCCGGCGGCGAUGCCCCCGACGACGCCCCAGCGCCGGAAGCAGGACGAAUCGGGCGAAAACUGGCGCGAGGAGGCCGUGUCCGCCGGCUCGCUGCGGCAGGUGGACCUCGACAGGGGCACCAACGGCUGGGCCGCGCCGCCGGGCGACCUGUUCCAGCUGCGCGCGCGGGGCUACUUCUCCGGCGGCGGCGGGAAGCGCGGCAAGGCGGCGGCGUCGGCGGACUGGCUCCUCCGCCCCGCCGGCGUCGACUGGCUCCGCUCCCACGCGCGCCUCGACCACCUGCUCGCCCGCGACGACGUCCCCGUCGCCGCCGCCUUCCGCCGCGCGCGCCUCCGCAAGGACCCCGACGCCCACUUCCUCCUCGCCGUCAAUCUCCAGGUCCCCGGCCGGCCGGACGCCUACAGCUCGGUCUUCUACUUCGCCGCGGAGGCGCCCAUCCCGCCGGACUCGCUGCUCGGCCGCUUCGUCUACGGCGACGACGCGUACCGCAACGCCCGCUUCAAGAUCGUCAACCGCAUCGUCAAGGGCCCCUGGCUCGUCCGCGCCACCGUGGGCAACUACGGCGCGUGCCUCCUGGGCCGCGCGCUCACGUGCCGCUACCACAAGGGCGAUGAUUACCUCGAGAUCGACGUGGACAUCGGCAGCUCGGCGAUCGCCACCGCCAUCCUGCAUCUGGCGCUGGGCGCCGUCACGUCGGUGACCAUCGACAUGGGCUUCCUUGUUGAGUCCCAGUCCGAGGAGGAGCUGCCCGAAAAGCUCUUCGGCGCUGUGCGCAUCGCGCAGAUGGAGAUGGGCUCGGCCAAGUAUGUGGAGACGGCGACUGAGGAGCCUGAGACGGCCGGCAAGGCGGCGCCGGGGUUCAGGGUUGGUUCGGCGAGGGUGGCCAACGAUAGCCGCCACCAGGAACGGGCCAGCGGCAAGGCCAGCAGGUCGAUGAGCUGCCAGGAACGCCUGGGCGGAGGUGAGGGCUCAAAUCACUCCUGACAUCUUCUUCAUAGCAGUGUUAGGUAUUUCAAUGCAGCUAAUUUGACAACUUCAAUAUGAUGAUCGGGCAUGAACUCAAUGGUACAUAACUUAUAAGUACUCUAUAUGAUAUAGUAGCCGACGAAUUCGUUCGCUGUUAGCAUACGCCACUGCAUAAUAAUUCCAUGAUUCUGUCAGUUAUGGCUGAUAUUUAGCUCAGCUGGCCUUACAACAGCAUGAGAGUGAUGGCAUUGGCAAUGCCAUUUCAAGUUUCCAACGCAUUUUUCAUUAUCUUCAGAGUGAUGCUUGAUCUGUUGGCUGGAUAUAUUAUAUUUAUCCCAA